CCCACGAAGCACGAGCCCCCGAACCCUAACAUUGAAAAUCCACAUCAAAAAUUCUUUUAUUUAUGAUACUAAUAAAAUGUGGACAACGUUCAGUUAUUUUUUUGUACUUUUUGUGUUUUGAUGCUUGUGGAAUCCAUGGUUCAGCUCUCUGCCACUUCAACCGCGUUUGGUUAAUGUUUACAUUUUUUGAAGUGCGACGACAGAAAACACACCAGAAAAAAAAAAUAGAUUCGUUAAUUAAUUAUGGAUUAUUUUCAAGCAAUUGCUUUUUUAGUUCUCUUGUUGCUAGCUUGGGGUUUUGCAGCACAAAUCCAGCAACCAAAUUUAGUCUUCAUCUUAGCUGAUGAUUUUGGAUGGAAUGAUGUCAGUUUCCAUGGUUCCAAACAAAUACCAACUCCAAACUUGGAUGCCCUGGCUUUUUCAGGUCUAAUUUUACAAAACUACUAUGUAACCCCUCUCUGCACUCCAUCGAGGAGUGCUUUAAUGACUGGAAAGCAUCCAAUUCACACAGGAAUGCAGCAUGAUGUGCUCUAUGGAUAUUCAAGAUAUGGAUUACCACUGUCAGAGACUACUUUGCCUGACCAUCUGAAGUUACUUGGUUACAAGAACCAUAUUGUUGGUAAAUGGCAUUUGGGCCACUACAAAAGUGUGUACACACCACUUCACAGAGGAUUUGACUCCCAUUAUGGAUAUUGGACAGGGCAUCAAGACUAUUACGACCAUACGGCUGUCGAAUGGAACGCUUGGGGCUACGAUAUGAGGCGAAAUAAUUCCGUGGAUUGGUCUGCGUACGGAAAAUACACGACCACUAUUUUGACAGACGAAGCUCGUGACGUGAUAACAAAACACGACAUUUCGAGUCCCCUGUUUCUGUACAUAGCACAUCUCGCUGUUCAUUCAGCGAACCCAUAUUCGCCUUUACAAGCGCCAGAGGAAACCGUAAAAAUGUUUUCUAAUAUAGAGGAUCUCCAACGCCGACGAUAUGCAGCCAUGGUACACGAAUUGGACGUUUCGGUUGGUAAGAUAGUGAAAGCCCUCGGAGAUAAAAAUAUGUUGAAGAAUACAGUCAUCGUCUUCAGCUCAGACAACGGUGGUCCCGCCGCGGGCUUCAACCAAAACGCUGCUUCCAAUUGGCCUUUAAAAGGAGUUAAAAAUACUCCUUGGGAAGGAGGCGUGCGGGCUGCUGGCGUAGUUUGGUCUCCUUUAAUCCCGGAGGAUCGACGAGGUCGAGUUAUGUCUAAUCUGAUGGACAUAUCCGACUGGCUACCUACACUGUUUGAAGCCGCAGGUGAGUCUCAGCUUACUCCUGCAAGUAGCCUGAGCAAUUGUUUGUGCACCAUUUCCAAUCUAGGAGGCGAUGUGGCGUCCCUAAAAGGAUUGGAUGGCGUAAGUCAUUGGAGCACGAUCCUCUAUGAUAAGCCAUCUGCGCGUCAUCACGUACUCCAUAACAUUGAUGACAAAAUGGGAUACGCUGCCAUUAGGAAAAAAAAUUGGAAACUAGUCAAAGGAACUACUUACGAUGGUUCUUGGGAUGGCUGGUAUGGGCCAUCUGGGAGGAUGAACGAUAGCUGCAUACAUUCUUUUAACAGUAUUGACGGCGCUGGCCCGAUCGAAAAAAAAAAAUUACUGAAAAGUGAUGCUGGCCGCUAUAUUUCAAGGCUCGGUAUAUCUGUGAUAGAUAAUCUUAAUCAGCUUCUUAAAGAUGCCGAAAUCAAAUGCGGUGAGAGACCGGUCGAUGCACACGCUUGUUUACCGUUGGAUGCCCCUUGUCUUUUCGAUAUCGAUCAAGAUCCGUGCGAGUACAAUAAUUUAGCGGAAAAACUGCCCGACAUUGCCAACGACUUGCUCGAUCUACUUAACUGGUACAAUGCAACAGCGGUCGCUCCCCUUAACACUCAGCCAGAUCCUAUGUCUAAUCCGAAGUACUGGAACUAUACAUUUACAAAUUGGGCGGAUUUUGAAUAGACGUGGAACUUGUUAUUCUAAUAUCUCUCCGAAUAUAUGAUCCACUCUCUCUUGAUAGCUUUCAACACUAAAACUUGUAGACCAAUUGACCCAAUUGGUAUUCUUCUAUGAUCCUUGAUUAAUACUUUGAGGUGUAAAGAAGAAAAACGAAUGUCGAAUUAGAAAACAUUAAAGUACAAUACAUACUUACAGAGUUAUUUAGUAA
Messenger RNA from Daphnia magna, 2170 nucleotides. Its product is annotated as arylsulfatase B. The transcript has 10 exons. The coding region runs from base 244 to 1965 and encodes 573 amino acids. The record is from RefSeq and is a predicted model, not a curated record. Lineage: Eukaryota; Metazoa; Arthropoda; Branchiopoda; Diplostraca; Daphniidae.